AUAUCUUGUAUUCUAGUCUUCCAUCUUCACAAAUUCUAUCUUGAUAAACUUUUGAUAGAUACGGAGACAUAUAUAAUUAUAUAUAUCUAAAAUAAUAGAGAAAGAAAAAUAUGUUACGUUUCUUGAAAUCUUUGUCUAGGACUGUGCAUGAAGAGCGAUGUCAAGAUCCGGAACCACGUCCGAAUAAUGGUGAUGGUGAUGGUGAUGGGCCGACGAGCUUAACGGUUUGGAGGAAGUCAUUGUUUGUCGGGUGUAGCGGGUUCACGGUAAUUAACUCCGAUGGUGACUUGGUAUAUAGAGUGGAUAACUACGGUGGCCGACGACAACAAGAAGUUGUUCUCAUGGAUGCUUCCGGGAAACCCAUUCUUACUAUUUUUCGUAGCAAGCAGAAACUGAAUUUGGUCGAUAAUUGGCUCGUUUUUGAAGGAGAUAUAUCAUCGAAGAAGCAAAAACCGAUCUAUCGUGCUAGAAAAGAUAUGGAUUUCUUGCGCGCAAAGGUUAAGAGAUUAGCCCGAUUCUAUAGAGUACCAUAUGAUGAGACUUUAGGGUACGUGAUUGAAGGGUCGUACGUGAACCGAUCAUGUAAGGUUCUUGAUGAAUCGGGAAAUAUAGUGGCUGAGAUAAGAAGAAAGGAGAGUGUCACGAAAGGUGUGUCAUUGGGGCUAGAGGUUUUUGACUUGAUUGUAAAUCAAGGAUUCGAUUCGAGUUUAGCAAUGUCAAUUGUUUUGUUAUUAGAUCAGAUGUUUCUUUAGAUAUUGUAACCACACAAUCUUGUGUUACAUCUGAGAUUUGUAACAAAAUCCGAGUAAUGACGAUGAUUGUUGUGCAAAGUUA
Molecule: messenger RNA, 834 nt
Organism: Erigeron canadensis
Lineage: Eukaryota; Viridiplantae; Streptophyta; Magnoliopsida; Asterales; Asteraceae
Product: protein LURP-one-related 17-like
Exons: 2
Coding region: 111-752 (213 amino acids)
Source: RefSeq, a predicted model, not a curated record